AUGUAUUCAGCAGCUGGAGAGUUCAAUUGCUCAGCAACUCAUGAUAAAAGCAAUAAUAAUAGCAGCAAUAAGGAAUUAAGUGCUGAGCAAGAGCAACCUUUGAACUAUUCGAGAGCAAAACAUCUCUUCUCAACGGGCAAUAAAGAUGAUGAAACACCGCUCGAGAAUGCACUACGAAGUGGAUCGUUGAUGAGGAACAAUGCUUUGACGUUAUCAUAUCCAACACCGUCCAUAUUCAUACCGCCACCCAAUCUAAUGCCAUCUUCUUAUAUGUCAUCGUUGGCUGCUGUCGCCAUGUCGGCUGCCAUGAAUGCUGCGGCUGUCAAUAAUCGUCAUAUUACUACUAACCCGUAA
Messenger RNA from Anisakis simplex (herring worm), 354 nucleotides. The record is from the annotation of a GenBank genome assembly. NCBI's taxonomy places the organism in Eukaryota, Metazoa, Nematoda, Chromadorea, Rhabditida, Anisakidae.